Austrofundulus limnaeus is the source of this 964-nucleotide messenger RNA. RefSeq names its product transmembrane protein 60. The coding region runs from base 214 to 615 and encodes 133 amino acids. The record is from RefSeq and is a predicted model, not a curated record. The transcript has 3 exons. Lineage: Eukaryota; Metazoa; Chordata; Actinopteri; Cyprinodontiformes; Rivulidae.
AGAAAGGGUUGGCCCCAUCGCAAAGAUAACGAGACCAAAUAACGUUGCUUGCACUUAUUUACAUAGCGUUUAUUAUUAAUAAUAAUGUGACUUAUGGACCGUAACAUUAUGUAAUUAUUAUAUGUAGCACUCAUGAAGACGAUGCUGGCCAUGGAGUUGGGAAAACGCUGAUAUUCUGUUUUAUUUCUCUGAUGUGGGUCUUCACACAGUAAGAUGUCUCUGGCCCAGAGGGUUUUGUUGACCUGGGUCUUUACCCUUGUUUUCCUCAUCAUGCUGGUGCUCAAACUGGAUGGGAAGGUGCAGUGGAACUGGUUCCUCAUCUUCCUCCCAGUCUGGGUGUUUGAUGGCAUCCUCAUCCUCAUGCUUGCCAUCAAAAUGGCCGGGCGCUGCAAGCCCGGGUACGACCCACGCAACGGUUCGCCUGACCUGUGUCUGCGCACCUGGUACCUGACGGCCAUGCUGCUCAAACUGGGUUUCUGCCUGACGCUGUGCGCCAAGCUGGAAAAACUGGCCGACGUCAAGCUGACGUUCGUUUGCAUACCGCUGUGGACUAUGCUGCUGGGAGCACUGGUAGAACUGGGACUGAACAUCUUUCCAGAGAGGAGAGAGGUUUAACAGUGGCGUAACAAUCAACUUGAAACUACGCUCAUUUAAAAAAAGAGAGAGAUGUGAUGGAAAUAUCUAUGAUUUGUCUUUUAUCUCAUCAGGYUUUAAGUAUGAAAGUUCAGAGCUGAGCUAAAGAUCUACUGAAUGUUAGAAAAGCUGCUUUUGAGUCAAACAAACAAAACAAAUAUCACUUAAAUGAAUCUGAAGAGGCAUCUAUAUAAAGACAACUGUGAAGCCAAUACAGGGGAAAAAAAUCUUGCAAUGUGUUAUGAAUUCAUAUGAUUCAGUAUUGUUUUUAAAUAUUUAGUGAAUAUAACUUUUCUCGAUUGAAAGGUACCAUAAAUAGAAUUCCAAUUUA